CAAUUCCUUGAUUUAUCAUAAAUGUUAGGAUUAUGUUUGGUUUGUCCUGGAUAUAAAUAGUUUACAUUAUGUUUCAGUGAGUAUAAAUGAAUAUAUAGCAAAAGAAUAUUAAAUAAUGUUAAACAAUAAAGUUUUUCUCAAUUAUACUGGGAGUGUCAUACAGAUGCGCUGACCUUCGUUUUGAUGCACAACGCACAACAAAGCAUCAAAUUGACGGCUGCCCUAUUUUCACAACAAUCUUUGGAUAAAACUAAAAUAUUUGUGCCGUAAAUCUCGGGCUUUAAUAAAUACUAAUAAUAGAUGUGCAACUGUGUUAAGUGUUUAUGUGGAAAGUUAAAUAAUAAUGGAAACUGCGACUACGCAAACAACUCCAAAUAGUGUGUGUUACAUUACCACAGAACCUACUUUCUUUUUGACUUUUAGGAUAAUUGUAAUCAACUUUGGAAAAUAACAUCAAAUAUUGUGAUCAAGAUGAAUGAGAGGGAUAUUCCAAGUGUCCCUAUUACAACUUUGGCAGGAGUAGCUAGUUUAACUGACUUGUUACCUGUGCUUCCCCUCCCUACACCUUUACCAUCAACACUUAACAAUAAAUCCCAACUUUUUCAUCCAAGAGUGGCCGAAGAAGCUGCAAUAUUACUUGCAACUAGAGAUGAUAAUUUAGUAUCAUUAUUGCUACAAUCACUUAUGCAAACUUCGGUUCAACAUAUAGACUUAAAAGAUGAAACUAUACCAAAUGCUGUCAGUCCUGCUCCACAACAAUCUACUCCUGAAUUGCUAAAGGCAAUCCUCAAUGUAAAUCCCAAUGUGUUUGACCAACAGCCAUCAAAUCACUGGGGCAAUCAUUUAAAUACAUCAAAAUUUAAUGGAAUGUCACCAUCACCUACUUUUAAUUAUACAUCACAUUCUACUGUACAUUCAAGCCCAUCAUCCCACGGCACGGCUGUCCAUUCGGGACCCAUCCCAAAUCAGCAAUUACUAGCUACUCCUUGCCAAUCAUCUCCACAUGUAAACAUUGGUUCUCCACCUUCACAAGCCCGACCAGGAAGUCAAGUGAAUAUAACUGCCCAGAAUAACAUUUCCCCGCCAUGGAAUAGUGCUAACCAGUCGAAUACAUACACAAGCCCUUUGGCCAAUUCAGCAAACCCACAAAACGGCGGAUUCUACAAUAGUUUGCUGCAAGAAAAUAGAAGUUUUGGAACUAAUAUUGGGGAAGACAAAGAUCCACUGUCUAUGUCACCAAGCAAUAUACCUGAACAGCAGCAACUUAUGCAGAGUCAGGAUAAAGUAUUUGGGCAAGAAGGCGGUGGGGUGAUGACUGGUCAAUCGCCGGCUCAAGCUAGCGUAGCGCCAUCCCCACUGCGGCAGGAACCUCAAGUGCCUCAACCUUCAAUGGGCGCUCCGUACGCGCCUCCACUGGCCACUGCACAAGAAAAAGACCAAUCUAAAAGUGCAAGUGCUGUAAAUAGUAGAUAUCCCGUUGUAAAAAUUGGCCGACUCUCUGAGGGGUUAUUGAAAAAACACGAAUUUACUGGCGACGAAAGAGUGCGAAAAAAUAGUACAGUUGAAUCGGAUUCCGAUGAUAACAUACCAUUGAAGGCAAAAUCGAAACAAAAGCAAAAUAUUUCAAAGCCUGUAGAUAAAGAAAGAGAGGCAAUCGACAUGGCUAGAGAAAAAAAUUGGGAAGCUGUGAAAAGGAAACAUGAGGAAGCCAGUAAAAAGGAAGAAGAAGAAACAUCUAUAGUACGACCUAAACUACGAAAAGUUGAAAGGAGAUUAGUACCUGUAUUAGAAAUGCUAUCUGUAGAUGAACUUAUGGAAACAAACACUUAUCAGAGAUUCAAUAAACUCAUAGAUGCUGUUUUUGAAACUAUUGAUGAUGAUGUGAUAAUAACAGAAGAAAUGGAGGGUCCAGAUAUUCCAGAAGAAUUGUUAUUACCACGUUACCAAAUUCAGGAGUUAUGCUCAGAAGCAGCAAAGCUCAAAAAUCUUGGUGCUAUGGAGGCCAUUCCAGCAGACAGAUUAGUUCGAUUAUUAAAUAUAUUGGAGAAAAAUAUAAGAGCUGCUGAAAAAAUGUCUUUAGUUGGUGAUCCAGAUGACAGUGAAGAAAUGCGACAGAUUUGGUUGGAAUCCGCACUGGAAAGAGUAAUGUGUGCAUCUGAUGCGUGUUUAACAGCUCUAUAUAUAAUGACAUCCCCGAGUAUGCCCAAGCGCAUAUAUUUAGAAGAUGUUAUUGAUAGAAUAGUUAUGUUUAUAAAGUUUCAACUUAACAAUACCAUCUAUUGUGUAUAUGAUCCAGUGUACAGUAUCCAGAUAACUUCUAAGAAAAAAGUGGACGGUCGCAAGCGUCGCGGCGGCGGUGCGUCCCACGCGAAGCAGCGCAGCGGCAACUCGAACCGUGCGGUGCGCGAGCUGUACACGCACGCGCACGAGUGCGUCACGUUGCUCGGCGAACUGUUCGCGGCGCACCACCUCACGGAUACAACGGUGUUGCACGCCUCUACGGUUGCCGUGUCGCCGUUCUUCGUCGAGAAUAUUAGCGAGCUGCAACUGUCCGCGCUCAAACUGGUUACUACGAUAUUCACUAAAUACGAGCAACACCGGCGGUUGCUAUUGGAGGAUAUAUUGGCGUCGAUAGCGCGGAUACCGAGUUCCAAACACAACUUGCGAUCAUUCCAACUGAGCUCGGACCAACACAUUCAAAUGCUCACAGCGCUUGUGUUGCAACUCGUCCAAUGUGUCGUUACACUGCCAGAGACUUUGUGCAAGUCACAAGAUAAGGAUAAAGAAGUAGAAUCAGAGAGUAAAAAGCAUGUUGACAAGGACCUCUUAAUAAUAUCCAGAUAUGAGGCAGCUAUAAGCGUGGGCGGAACAUUCCUGACAUCAUUUUUAAAUAAGUGCCGAAGUCGCACGGAAGAAGUAGAUUUUAGGCCCCUGUUUGAAAAUUUUGUUCAUGAUUUACUUACGACAGUUAACAAACCAGAAUGGCCCGCCACCGAAUUAUUACUGAGUUUACUUGGAACAAUGCUUGUUAAAUAUAUGUCUGACAAAUCGAUGGAAAUGCCAGUUCGCGUGGCUUCAUUAGAGUAUUUGGGUUUGGUUGCGUCGCGACUCAGGCGAGACAGUGUGCAUUCGCGCGCCAAGCUGUCUACUAUGGACGCAGUUGUUAGGGAUAUUCGCGCUGAGGAGGAGAAGGAUGGAUCGCAGGGACAUACCCCUUCCUCUGGAUUAGAUGAAGAUGAGCAAAGAACAGAAUUUUUACAAAGGGUUUUACUCGAUUAUUUAGCCAUCAACGGACAGAAAGAUCAAGCGUGGAAUUGCGCACGUCAUUUUUAUAUUACUCAGUGGUACAGAGAUAUGGUUGUACAACCUAAAGCGUCACCUACUAAAAAGCCUAAACAUAAAUCGAAAAAACGGUACAAGGAUGAAACUAGUGACGAGGACUCGGACGACGACGAAGAAAUCGUUAAAGAAUCUAAGAAGAACACUUCAACUGCUGUACUAUCUGCAGAAAAAUUUAAAACGAUAGAACGGCGGAAAGCUUUUUUCUUAGAAAAAAUAAGACCAUUUCGCUAUCAAGGUGGAACUCAAGUGCAAGUGAUGCAAUCAUACAUAGAUUAUAGUGGGGCAGAGCUAAUAUCUCAGUACUUAGCGUCCAAGAGAUCUUUUUCACAAAGUUUUGAUAAAUAUUUGAGAAAGAUUUUAGUUAUAUUGUGCGAGAACACGAUAGCGAUUCGAACAAAAGCAAUGAAGUGCUUGACAAUGAUAGUUGAAGCGGACCCAUCAGUUCUGGCGAGGCCGGACAUGCAGAUUGGUGUCAAUCGCUCCUUUCUCGACCAAUCGACUGCAGUGCGGGAGGCGGCCGUGGACCUUGUCGGCAAGUUUGUUCUCAGUCGGCCUGAUCUUAUUGACAAGUAUUACGGCAUGCUUUCGAACAGAAUAUUGGAUACGGGUGUUUCUGUAAGAAAAAGAGUGAUAAAAAUCUUAAAAGAUAUAUGUAUAGAAUGUCCUGAAUUUCCCAAGAUACCCGAAAUAUGUGUAAAAAUGAUUAGACGAGUUAACGAUGAGGAGGGUAUCCGGAAAUUGGUUAUGGAAGUGUUUCAAAACAUGUGGUUUACGCCGUGCCCGAACACAGCGCGACCUGGUACACUCGAUAUGACGACAGCCACAGCUGAUCCUUUGACGAGGAAAGUUCUUAACAUCACCGAUGUUGUUAUAUCAUCGAGAGAUAUGGGAUUGGAAUGGUUUCAACAGUUAUUGACAAGUUUAUUUAAACCUAAAGAAGACAAGGAUGAUUCGACCAAGAUAAUUUACCAGCCGCCUAAAUCGUUAUUGGUAUCGUGUCAACAGAUUGUUGAUUGCCUUAUUGAACAUUUAUUACAGUUAGAAGAAACUAGCACUGAGGGAAAUGGUUCAUCCCAGCGUAUUUUAGCGUGCCUUUCCACAUUACAUUUGUUCGCAAAAAUAAGGCCUCAGUUGCUGGUCAAUCACGCAUUGACGCUGCAGCCUUACUUAAGCUUAAAAUGUCAGAAUCAGUAUGAACAACAAAUAAUGUCAACCGUGGCAUCCACUUUGGAACUAGUUGUCCCUUUAAUGGAGCAUCCCAGUGAAGUGUUUCUAGCUCAGUUAGAAGAAGACGCUGUUAAACUGAUAUUGCAGCGCGGCCAACUUGUUAUAGCAUCGUGUAUAGCCUGCCUCGCUGCCAUUGUUAACAAUCUUACGCACAAUUAUAAACUUAUAAGAGACGUCUUUAACCAGUAUCACAGUAUUUUACUACAAUGGAAACAAGGCUGGCAACGCAAUCCUGAAGUGACGCGAUCGCUGCACUCACGACCACAUUUUAGAAGAGCUUUAUUCAUUGUUGGACUUUUACUUAGAUAUUUUGACUUUACCGACGGUAAAGUAAUUGAUGGAUUGCAGAGUGACAUCAAGGAACAAGUGUAUAACACGCUGAUGUUUUUCGUUAAUUUAGAAGACGAGGAUUUUGUAUCUCACACAUUAAAAGCACUCGGUUCAGUGUGCGUCAGGCAUUACGAAUUUAUGCUUCGGCCUGAGUUGAAGGAGUUUUAUCAUCACCUUUUAACGUCAGAUCUUGCGCCUAUUGAGAUGAAAGCGGAUGUGCUUAGAAAUAUCGAAAUGUACUUACAGGAAGAGGAGCAAAGAAUGAUAAGACAAGAUAGAGAAUGGUCAAAAAGAUCGAAAAUGGAAAAUCUUAAGGAAAUGGGUGAUGUGUCAUCUGGAAUGGCAUCAACUGUGAUUCAGUUAUACCUCAAAGAGAUCUUGGGUUCGUUCCUGCACUUGAGCACUACGGUGCGAUCGAGCGCUAUGAAGGUUGUGCAGUUGGUGCUUGCGCAGGGUCUAGUGCAUCCAGUACAGAUUGUUCCAUAUUUAAUAUGUAUGAGCACGGAUACAGAAAUUACGGUGUCACAUACAGCUGAUAAAAAUCUGCAAGAAAUUGACAAGAAAUAUCCUGGCUUCAUUCACAUGAAAGCUCAACUAGGAAUUAAACUUUCCUAUCAAUUGCAGAAAAUUUUACAGUCUGAUAACAAAGGAGUUAUUCGAGGAUUCAGGAAAAAAGAGCAAGACGAUUUACCCUCAUCUUUAAAUGGAUUUUUAUAUUCAUUAUUACGGAAUACGAGGCCGCAGAGAAGAGCGCUUGUAUUGUCAUUAUUAAAACAAUUCGACGACGCUUCGACUGCGCCGUUGGAUCAGAUGCUCUUUUUGGCUGACAACCUGAGCUACUUUCCAUAUCAAGUUCAAGAUGAACCUUUGUUUAUCAUACACCAUAUUGAUAUUAUUAUUUCUACGUCGGGAUCCAAUUUAUUACAGCUUUUUCGUGAGGGCUUAAUAAAAACGAACGUGGAGGAGAAGGAGCCGCUCGACGAGGAGGAGGACGAGGAAGAGGCGGAGGCGCUGCUGGCGCGCGUGCCGGCCGACGCGCGGCCGCUGCGCGACGCCAUGCGCCAGGCGCGCGGCUGCCUGCUGCUGCUCGUGCUCAAGCAGCACCUCAAGCAGCUGUACGGGCUCACUGACGCGAAAAUAAACCAGUACUCCCCGUCGGAGAACGUGAAGGUGUACGAGAAGGCGAUAUCGCGGCGGCACGCGCCGCAGUUCGAGCCCAAGGCGACGAUGGCGCAGCUGCAGGAGGGCGACGUGGACGACGACCUGGACGAGCGGGGCCGGCGGCGACUCGUCGACGACUAUCUAGAGUUUAAGCAGUUGAUGUUGAAGUUUGACCCGGAGGAAGAGGAGGACGAGGAGGCGAGCGCGGCGCCGGCGGCGGCGGGCGGUGCGGGGGCGGCGGGCGCGGGCGCGGGGGGAGCGGGGGGCGCGGGCAGCAGCAAGAGCGCGCCGCCGCCCGCCGCGCCGCCGCCCGCCACCUAGUGACAGUGCGCGCCCUCACAGUGAGAGGACACUAUACCCCUGGGUACGCACUGAUAUACAUUCUGCUCGCUGCGGCCCCGCGCGCCCCCCCGACUGUGCUAAUGUUACGUUUGUGUUGUGAAGUGAAGUGGCGGACGUGUCUCACUCGGAACGCGUGCACGAUUCGGAACGUUGUCGAUAACGGAGUGUCGAACGUUUUUAUGAUUCAUCGGUGCGAACCCACAGUUAUGUUGUAUUUAUUUCGAAGGCCCGCGACCAAGUGCGCGCGAUUUAUGGGCGCGGCCCCCGUGUUCGAUCCGUUUGCAAUAUUGUAAUCUCUUAGUGAAUCACCAGCGAUGUUGUUUGUCAUGAAUUGUUAGAACUUUUUUACACGACGACGUUGAAUAUUUAGCGACGAUCGCAGACGGAUUGAAUAUGGGGGCCGGCUGUCACUUGAAAUGUAACGUCGCUAGUUUUGUAAUGCAGCCAAUCUCAACGCAACCCAAGCUUUCGAUUUCAUUUAUGAAAGUGAUUCGAAGCUUUACGUUAAAACGAAACAUUAGAGUGAUGAUAAAUUGUAAAUGCAUUCGCUGCGGUACAUGAUGAGCGACGAUGUAAGAUUCCGUUUUGUAACGAAAGUCUUGUGUGUAGAUAAUUUCUAUGAAGAAUAAAUUAUAUUAUGUAACAUUUCCGAAUGAGCGUCGCGAGCCGCGACGGACACUAACGUGUAGGUCAAUUUGUUGUCGUGCGUCGCCGCGACCGGUACAAGGAAUAGAGUGCAUAAUUUUUAUACGUAUCGGCGUCUAUGUAAUAUAGAUAUAAAAGAUUUAUGUUGAAUAUGGAGGAUACUGCAAUAUGCUGCAUUUCGAUAAAUAAGAGAACAUUAAAGUUACACGGAUAGAUUUUUAUUUUUA
Molecule: messenger RNA, 7274 nt
Organism: Colias croceus (clouded yellow)
Lineage: Eukaryota; Metazoa; Arthropoda; Insecta; Lepidoptera; Pieridae
Gene: Nipped-B
Product: nipped-B-like protein A
Exons: 26
Coding region: 472-6381 (1969 amino acids)
Biological process (GO): replication-born double-strand break repair via sister chromatid exchange; regulation of gene expression; establishment of mitotic sister chromatid cohesion
Cellular component (GO): Scc2-Scc4 cohesin loading complex
Molecular function (GO): chromatin binding
Source: RefSeq, a predicted model, not a curated record